GACGUCUGGUCAGAGUUGGGUGCAGCUCCACCAGAGAAGGAAGCGGAGUUUCCGGCUGUUUGCAGCGGAGUGAAAGGACUGCUGACGCCGUGAACCACCGAGAAAAACGCCGCCGGUCGCCGGUGGCCAAGAGUUUGUUGCACUUCUUGUGGUCAUUUUCUUUCAUAUCUGGGGGCAGGUCUGGGUUUAUUUUCUCGCGCCGAGGGGGUCGGACAGCAAACCGAGCUAAGAAGCGGCGCAGGGGGUGAGCCACCAGCUACCGGCAUGGCCAGGGACUACGAUUACCUCUUCAAGCUGCUCAUCAUCGGUGACAGCGGAGUGGGGAAGAGCAGUCUCCUCCUGCGAUUUGCAGACAACACAUUUUCAGGUAGCUAUAUCACCACAAUCGGGGUGGACUUUAAGAUCCGGACAGUGGAGAUCAACGGUGAGAAGGUGAAGCUACAGAUUUGGGAUACAGCAGGACAGGAGCGCUUUCGCACCAUCACCUCCACGUAUUAUAGGGGAACACAUGGGGUCAUAGUGGUUUACGACGUCACGAGUGCCGAGUCCUUCGUCAAUGUCAAACGAUGGUUACAUGAAAUUAACCAGAACUGUGACGACGUGUGUCGAAUAUUAGUGGGAAACAAAAAUGACGACCCCAACUCCAAGGUGGUGGAGACGACUGACGCGCAGAAGUUCGCUGAGCAGAUGGGAAUCAAUCUGUUUGAGACGAGUGCAAAAGAGAACAUCAAUGUUGAAGAGAUGUUCAACUGCAUCACAGAGUUAGUUCUAAGAGCCAAAAAGGAAGUGCUGGCCAAGCAGCAGCAGCAGCAACAGAACGACGUGGUCAAACUCACCCGGAACAGUAAACGGAAGAAAAAGUGCUGCUAGCAACCUCCAAGACACCCACAAAAUGGCCGCCAGGCAGCAUCGCUUUUUCAUACACACACACAUACACACAUACACACACAAUGGGACUCAGAGUAUCUAAAUUAAAGAGAAAUAAAGAUUUAAUAAAUAUAAAAUGGAAGAUUUAAAAAAAAAAAUGGAAAAAUGUCCCCUUUGGACAGACCAAUCAUGGAGACUUUAAAAAGAAAUGAGCAGAUUUUAUUAGAUGUUAGAUCAAGUUUUAUUUGGAAUUCAGCAGAUGGGCAAUAUUUACCCGAGGUCCUCGUUUCUCAAAGGAUCUGCAAGCUGACAACUGACUGCCAUAAUUCCUAGAUUUAUAUCAACAUAAUCCCAUUCUCUUUCAUCAGUAGCUCAUCUCUCCUUCUCAUUCCACUGCACAUGGGACAUUCAGAGUCAUGUCAAACUGAGGAGGAGAAGGAGGACUCGCCAUUUUGGAGCUCUGUUUUUUCUUCUAGUUUUAUGUUGUUUUUUUUUGGGAGGGACAGUCGGGUGAGGCGGGGACUGUCCGCUCAGUCAGGAGACGAUGUGUCUUUUGGAGCAAGCGCCUGAGUAAAAGCAUGGUCUCACCACGUUACCACGGCUCAUGCCAGCACAUCAUGAACUGCUAGAUAUUGUUUUUAUUUGACUUGAUGGGGAAAAAGAAAAUCACACGUGAUGUUGAUGUUGAUGAUGAUGAUGAUGAUAAGUAGACGAUCUUUAGCGACUAAUCCGAUGGACAGAACUGGUGACUUUGUCAUGUUUUAAUUUUCUUUGUCUAUGUUUUGCCAAGCUCCUCCCCCUCUCCCCUUUAACCUCCAGUAGUGCUGAGCCAACAAUAACUGAUUUUACAUUUUUGUCGUGUUGUUGUUGAAGUACAGCAGAGCAGCAGAGCACACGGACCUGAGCUCUGACGGCACUCACUGCAGUCUUACUUUGCUUUUAAAACCUGUUCCUCCACCUGAUUUUUUUAAAUAAAAGAACGAUACUGCCAAUAUAGUAGAGAAAAACACACCAGGAGCCAAGUGGCGCCUCCCAUUGGACUGUUGCCAUAGUGACACCUGGUUGAAGGGUGAAUCAGGGUCAGAUUGGACCCAGUUGAGUCCUCAGGAAGUGCUCAGGGUUAAGCCCCCUCCCGCCCUAUGUCCAGUUUCUUUAGCCCCCCCAGCACAUAUCAGCACCUCUCACGGCGACGGACUCACUCCCUGUUUGUGGUCACAUGAGGAAACGAGUGGCUAGUAUCUGACCAUGUAACACUUUGUUUGAGCGGGUUUUUAUCUGACUGUCAAGGAUUCACAGAUCUUCUUCCUCAGCUCGCAGGAUGUUCUUAACUCAUGACUGAUGUCAAGUUUCUAUUUUUGUUUUUUCUGUCACCACUUCCCCUGCUACCUGUUGAACUGAAGUGUUACCGGACAGUGUUGAGAUGACGAUGGCGAUGAUGAUGAUGAGUGUGUCAGAGUUGUUAAUGUACGGCCCGGGUCAUACUUUCACCGUCCACUGACGUAAAUAUCAUAAUUCUUGAAUUGACCCUACAUGGAUGAACAUGAGGUCACCUGACCACACAUGCUCCAUGUUCACUUUCCAGUCCAGUUAGUGGUGCGCUCUGUAACGGGGGGUCAAAAGAGACAACGAAGAAUACAGUAACCAUGGAAACCUGCUUGAGUGUAUGUGAGGAGGCCCUUUUGUACCCACACACGUUCAGCUCAACACUCAAUUAAUACAAGGACGUACAAAAGGGGGCAAAAUCAUGUUGACAAAUUGCCACUACUAGAAUGGAAUAUGAGAUUGACCAUCAUUUUAGUUUGAGUGGAUCGCGGCCAUCUACGUACAUGCAAAACAGCUCUCUGCAGACAUGGAACGUGGAAAGUAUGACCCCUGUGCGGCACUGAAUCUGAGUGUGUUGGGGCCUGAGCUCCUCUCCAUUUCCAUGUGCACCACCAGGGUUUGUCACAGAGGCAAAGCAUCACAUUAAGUGGCUAUCACUGACAUUCUUUUUUUUAUUUUUGAAUUGGGAGAGUAAUAAAUGAAGAGAGUUGUAGGCACUGGCUCAGAGUCUGUCAGAAAUACGUGGGUUUCACCCUCUCGGCAGACUCUGGCGGGCAGUUUGGGAUUCUGAUGAACGUCGAGUGGCUGCUAUGUCCUCCGCAGCCCGGGGAUGGCAUCGAGUCUCACACUUUAUGAUUCUGUUCAUUAGGUGUAUGUAUAUAUAAAUAUAUUUGUGUGUUUAUAUUCAAAUAAAGAACAUACACACAUAAUUGGCACACCAAAUCGUGCAUGUGUGCUACUACGUGGAAACACACUCGUCAGCUGUGGUUUGCUGUACACUGGAGAAAAAGAUGUACUAUUCAUUUUUCCCUACAUGAAUUUAAUCAGUAAUAAACGUUUUAAAAGAAUAAAUAUUUGACACAUAA
This is a messenger RNA of Solea senegalensis (Senegalese sole), 3275 nucleotides long. It is a transcript of the gene rab35b, whose product is annotated as RAB35, member RAS oncogene family b. Gene Ontology annotation, biological process: endocytic recycling. NCBI's taxonomy places the organism in Eukaryota, Metazoa, Chordata, Actinopteri, Pleuronectiformes, Soleidae. Gene Ontology annotation, molecular function: GTP binding; GTPase activity. The record is from RefSeq and is a predicted model, not a curated record. The coding region runs from base 265 to 870 and encodes 201 amino acids. Gene Ontology annotation, cellular component: endosome membrane; plasma membrane. The transcript is spliced from 6 exons.